This is a messenger RNA of Chlorella variabilis, 300 nucleotides long. RefSeq lists its product as hypothetical. Gene Ontology annotation, molecular function: 2 iron, 2 sulfur cluster binding. Gene Ontology annotation, cellular component: mitochondrion. Gene Ontology annotation, biological process: P450-containing electron transport chain. NCBI's taxonomy places the organism in Eukaryota, Viridiplantae, Chlorophyta, Trebouxiophyceae, Chlorellales, Chlorellaceae. The transcript has 3 exons. Bases 1 to 300 code for a protein of 99 amino acids. The record is from RefSeq and is a predicted model, not a curated record.
AUGGGGAAGUCGCUGCUGGAGGCGGCACACGAGAAUGAGAUAGAGCUGGAGGGCGCGUGCGAGGGGUCGCUGGCCUGCUCCACCUGCCACGUGAUCGUGGAGGACCAGGAGUAUUACGACAAGCUGCCGGAGCCGGAUGACGACGAGAACGACAUGCUGGACCUGGCCUUUGGGCUGACAGACACGUCGCGCCUGGGCUGCCAGAUCCUGGCCAGCAAGGAGCUGGACGGCUUGGUGGUGCGCAUACCCAGCGCCACGCGCAACAUGGCGGUGGAUGGCUUCCGCCCAAAGCCGCACUGA